CUAUGUGCACCGGAAGACUUAUAGUGUUCCCGGUUGGCGGGUUGCGAUUCCCUGCUGGUGGCAGCUUCGUGUGAAGUAUUGCAGUCAGAUCAGGUGUGUAUAGGAGUAUAGCCAUGGGCUAUAAGUUGAGAGACCUCUGGGGAUUGGUGUGUCGGCAAAUAGUUCGGCAUCCGAUGGCCUUGUUGCCAUCCUAUGCAGGCCUAUACUAUACGGCUUCUUGGAAGUGAUUUACGGAAGCCAACGAAGGGAUUCCACUACGAUAACUUUCCAAGUUACUGGGGUACUCAUUGCUAUAUGCCAAUGAUGUUCUGGGAUUUAUCUUUUUUUCUUUUUCUUUUUUCCUUUCUUCGUCUUGCAUGUCUUUUGCGUUGCCAUCUCUACCCAUGGGGAAUCGAACCGGAGGAAGAGGGGAGUUCUGAUGGACAGCGACGGGUGGAAGAGGCCAUAGCGAGUGGUAUAGGAGACACGUUGCACAGUACGGGGGUGAGUUGUCGGGAUGACAUUGAGAUGAUAUGAGGGGAAGUGUUCUAGGGCGACUUGUUUUACGCAUUUUGACGGGGAUGAAUGACAUCAAUAUAAUCGAGCUUGAUGCCUCUUGUAGACAGGACUCAGU
Molecule: messenger RNA, 613 nt
Organism: Aspergillus vadensis CBS 113365
Lineage: Eukaryota; Fungi; Ascomycota; Eurotiomycetes; Eurotiales; Aspergillaceae
Exons: 2
Coding region: 193-516 (107 amino acids)
Source: RefSeq, a predicted model, not a curated record